Molecule: messenger RNA, 570 nt
Organism: Arabis nemorensis
Lineage: Eukaryota; Viridiplantae; Streptophyta; Magnoliopsida; Brassicales; Brassicaceae
Source: the annotation of a GenBank genome assembly
AUGCAAGGAUCCUCCAGAGACAAUGGUGGUCGCCACCCUUUGUACAGAGGAGUCAGACAACGAAAGAACUCAAACAAAUGGGUUUCGGAGAUCCGUGAGCCGAGAAAACCUAACCGUAUCUGGUUAGGAACAUUCUCGACCCCCGAAAUGGCAGCAAUAGCCUAUGACGUGGCAGCUCUAGCCCUCAAAGGCAGUGACACUGAGCUCAACUUUCCAAACUCAGCUUCCUCUUUGCCUGUCCCAGCCUCCAUGUCUCCAGGAGACAUCCAGGCCGCAGCCGCUUCAGCCGCUGCUGCUUUCGGAGCUGCUAGGGAUGCGAUUGUAAUGGCCAAUAAUAAUAGCGGAACAAGCGGUGCUGCUCGCACCAAUAUGGUGAUGAUGAAUAAUAGUUGUGAGAAUACAAAUAUGAAUGGAUUCAUGGACGAAGAUUUGAUAUUCGACAUGCCUAAUGUGCUUAUGAAUAUGGCUGAAGGAAUGCUUCUUAGCCCGCCUCGUCCUCCCGCCUAUGAUGCUGCUUAUGAAGCUGAUGAUUUCACCGGAGGAGACGAUUACUUGUGGAAUUUUCCUUGA